Molecule: messenger RNA, 3594 nt
Organism: Gorilla gorilla gorilla (western lowland gorilla)
Lineage: Eukaryota; Metazoa; Chordata; Mammalia; Primates; Hominidae
Gene: IRF2
Product: interferon regulatory factor 2
Exons: 9
Coding region: 1482-2531 (349 amino acids)
Biological process (GO): immune system process; regulation of transcription by RNA polymerase II
Cellular component (GO): nucleus
Molecular function (GO): DNA-binding transcription factor activity, RNA polymerase II-specific; RNA polymerase II cis-regulatory region sequence-specific DNA binding
Source: RefSeq, a predicted model, not a curated record
GGGGUUGGGGGCCGAGGAGAGCAGUCUGAAUGGCUGCCUGGUCCAGGCUUUGUGGAAGGAAGGAUCGGUUCUUCACCCCUGGUUUCGGUUUCUGUUCUGAGUGUGGGAGCUGUUCUUGGACAGUGCUGUGUGCUCUUCUCCGGAGUCUGAGGCCAGGGGAGUGACUGCAGUGUUCAGCCAAGUACGAGCAAGUGGAACUGAUGGUUGUUCAGGCUUCCGUCUUGCACACGUCGAGGAAACGUUGUAAACAAGAAACAAAAAGCAAAGCCCUUACUCCUAGUGGGUCUUCCCUGAGCCAAGUGCUUGAAAAGCUGUGCGAGUGGGAACUGUUGUCAUGAUCGAAAAUGAAACUCUUCUGGGAAUGCCAGCUUUGGGGCGCUGGGAACCCUGAAGUGUCCUGCAGAGAACUGGUGGUGCAGGGGCCUCUGGAGGACAAACAUCUACGAUUUGCAAAUCUAUCAGUGACCCAGUGAUGGCACUUCUGGUGGUUUUUCUUCCACCUUAACUUUGAGGUGAGCCAGAGUGACUUGGAAACCAAUUCUGUGCUUUAAAAUAUAAAACAUAAAUAACUUCUAUUGAAUUAGCACAGAAGUUUGGCUGGAGGUAAAUCUUUGGUGCCUAAAUCUGAGCGCUUUUCUCUCAAAUACGCACGAGAGCUCUUUGGCCGUCUUAUUUCUCCUCUUCUAUACAACCAAACAAUUUAAAUGAAUUAUGGACCAUCACUCCUCAUCUCCCCCAGGAAAUGAAGCUUAGAGCCUCCUUGUUCAGCUAAUUGUUGCUUGAUUAAGCUGCCCCUUAUGGAUGGAUAGAUAAAGUGAUUGAUGCAUGUGCUUAUUAAUACCAUCCCGGUGCACGGAGGACGAAUAAACCGCCAGCAGCUUCAUUUAAGCACCACAAAGGGGGUUUCCUAGAGUUUGUUGUAUUUGCAGAAAGGCUGUCGUCGUCUUUCCCUCUGUACUGGAAAUUACUUACCUACUUGGUAUUGUCUUUCUGGCCAAGUCGUUUUCUUUUGAGCUAAUUUCAGACUUCCACCACAGUUUAACAAUAGUACAAAGAAUUAUUUUUCUGCAUCUUUGGAGAGUAACUUGCCAAUACUGAUAUCCCAUCACUCCUGAGUACUUGAAUGUGUCUUUGCUGUAAUGAAGAUAGUCUCCAUUGAGACCCUGGCACGGCCAUCAGAAUCAGGAAACUAGCACCGCUGUGUGAGUCGCCUCCCACCCGCAGACCCCGUUCCUGUUGGAAUGUCUCAGUCAUGUCCCUUGCAGCAGGAGAAUCUGAUGCAGGGCUAGGUGUUGAAUUUCGGUGCCCUGCCUCCUUCAUUAUUCCUUGACUUCCAUGAACUUGACACUUUUGACAAUGACAAGGCAAUUUUCUUAGAGAAUGUGUAUCCGUUUGGGCUUGUUGACGUUUCUGGUUAUGCAUUUCUUACAAGAAUAUCACGGCGGUGAGACUUUCUUCUUCUUGCAUCCUUACAGGGCACCAUGCCGGUGGAAAGGAUGCGCAUGCGCCCGUGGCUGGAGGAGCAGAUAAACUCCAACACAAUCCCGGGGCUCAAGUGGCUUAACAAGGAAAAGAAGAUUUUUCAGAUCCCCUGGAUGCAUGCGGCUAGACAUGGGUGGGAUGUGGAAAAAGAUGCACCACUCUUUAGAAACUGGGCAAUCCAUACAGGAAAGCAUCAACCAGGAGUAGAUAAACCUGAUCCCAAAACAUGGAAGGCGAAUUUCAGAUGCGCCAUGAAUUCCUUGCCUGAUAUUGAAGAAGUCAAGGAUAAAAGCAUAAAGAAAGGAAACAAUGCCUUCAGGGUCUACCGAAUGCUGCCCCUAUCAGAACGGCCUUCUAAGAAAGGAAAGAAACCAAAGACAGAAAAAGAAGACAAAGUUAAGCACAUCAAGCAAGAACCAGUUGAGUCAUCUCUGGGGCUUAGUAAUGGAGUAAGUGAUCUUUCUCCUGAGUAUGCGGUCCUGACUUCAACUAUAAAAAAUGAAGUGGAUAGUACGGUGAACAUCAUAGUUGUAGGACAGUCCCAUCUGGACAGCAACAUUGAGAAUCAAGAGAUUGUCACCAAUCCGCCAGACAUUUGCCAAGUUGUAGAGGUGACCACUGAGAGCGACGAGCAGCCAGUCAGCAUGAGCGAGCUCUACCCUCUGCAGAUCUCCCCCGUGUCUUCCUAUGCAGAAAGCGAAACGACUGAUAGUGUGCCCAGCGAUGAAGAGAGUGCCGAGGGGCGGCCACACUGGCGGAAGAGGAAUAUUGAAGGCAAACAGUACCUCAGCAACAUGGGGACUCGAGGCUCCUACCUGCUGCCCGGCAUGGCGUCCUUCGUCACUUCCAACAAACCGGACCUCCAGGUCACCAUCAAAGAGGAGAGCAAUCCGGUGCCUUACAACAGCUCCUGGCCCCCUUUUCAAGACCUCCCCCUUUCUUCCUCCAUGACCCCAGCAUCCAGCAGCAGUCGGCCAGACCGGGAGACCCGGGCCAGCGUCAUCAAGAAAACAUCGGAUAUCACCCAGGCCCGCGUCAAGAGCUGUUAAGCCUCUGACUCUCCCCGGUGGUUGUUGGGGCUUCUUGGCUUUGUUUUGUUGUUUGUUUGUAUUUUAUUUUUUUCUCUCUGACACCUAUUUUAGACAAAUCUAAGGGAAAAAGCCUUGACAAUAGAACAUUGAUUGCUGUGUCCAACUCCAGUACUGGAGCUUCUCUUUAACUCAGGACUCCAGCCCAUUGGUAGACGUGUGUUUCUAGAGCCUGCUGGAUCUCCCAGGGCUACUCGCUCAAGUUCAAGGACCAACAAGGGCAGUGGAGGUGCUGCAUUGCCUGCGGUCAAGGCCAGCAAGGUGGAGUGGAUGCCUCAGAACGGACGAGAUAAUGUGAACUAGCUGGAAUUUUUUAUUCUUGUGAAUAUGUACAUAGGCAGCACUAGCGACAUUGCAGUCUGCUUCUGCACCUUAUCUUAAAGCACUUACAGAUAGGCCUUCUUGUGAUCUUGCUCUAUCUCACAGCACACUCAGCACCCCCUUCUCUGCCCAUUCCCCAGCCUCUCUUCCUAUCCCAUCCCAUCCCAUCCCAUCCCAUCCCAUCCCAUCCCAUCCCAUCCCAUCCCAUCCCAUCCCAUCCCAUCCCGCUCUUUUCCUACUUUUCCUUCCCUCAAAGCUUCCAUUCCACAUCCGGAGGAGAAGAAGGAAAUGAAUUUCUCUACAGAUGUCCCAUUUUCAGACUGCUUUAAAAAAAAUCCUUCUAAUCUGCUAUGCUUGAAUGCCACGCGGUACAAAGGAAAAAGUAUCAUGGAAAUAUUAUGCAAAUUCCCAGAUUUGAAGACAAAAAUACUCUAAUUCUAACCAGAGCAAGCUUUUUUAUUUUUUAUACAGGGGAAUAUUUUAUUCAAGGUAAAAUUCUAAAUAAAAUAUAAUUGUUUUUUAUCUUUUCUACAGCAAAUUUAUAAUUUUAAGAUUCCUUUUCUUGUUUAUCAGCAGUUGUUAUUACAUCCUUGUGGCACAUUUUUUUUUUAAUUUUGUAAAGGUGAAAAAAGCUUUUAUGAGCUCAUGUAGCAAUCAGAUUAUCCUGUGGAUUGAUAAUAAAUGAAUAAGAUAUAUAGUUAAA